This is a messenger RNA of Paramisgurnus dabryanus, 996 nucleotides long. RefSeq names its product serine protease 27-like. NCBI's taxonomy places the organism in Eukaryota, Metazoa, Chordata, Actinopteri, Cypriniformes, Cobitidae. Gene Ontology annotation, molecular function: serine-type endopeptidase activity. Gene Ontology annotation, biological process: proteolysis. The record is from RefSeq and is a predicted model, not a curated record.
UCAUCAAUACUUAAGAUGUAUCGCACACAAAAUCUUUUCAGCACUUUUUCAGUUCUCUCAUCUUCUCUUCUCUCAUCAGUUUGUGGUCGAGCCCCCUUUAACACAAAGAUUUAUGGAGGGGGCGAUGCAACUGAAGGGUCUUGGCCCUGGCACGUGGGCAUUACCUCAACUGGAGAACCAGUUUCUGUGUGUGGUGGGAGUCUCAUUAAUAAAGACUGGGUUUUGUCUUCAGCUUUCUGCAUCAAUAUAAUGGACACAUCAGUAGAUCAGAUUGUGAUCUACUUGGGACGUUCGAGCCAGUUCAACCCAGACCCACAUCAGAUAAACAGAACAGUAAUUAAUGUCAUCAAUCAUCCUGACUUUAACCCAAACACUGGAGACAAUAACAUAGCACUGUUUCAGCUCUCAUCUUCUGUGGAUUUCACCGAUUAUAUUCGACCGGUCUGUCUGGCUGCUGCUGGUAGUGUAUUUGAUGAAGGACUUUCAAGUUGGGCCACAGGAUGGGGGUAUAAUAAUGACGCCGAAUCUUCUAACAUAUUGCAGGAGGUGGAGAUUCCAAUUGUGAGCAACCAGAACUGCAGUAUUGCCUAUAAUGGAAGUGGUGUCACUAUCACAGACAACAUGCUGUGUGCUGGAUGGUUAAAUGAUGUUUAUAUAGGUCCAAGUUUUUUUGAUGAGGGAGGACCACUGGUCAGUAAGCAGGGCUCAGGGUGGAUUCAGACUGGAAUUAUUAUUAUGACUGAUGCAGGCAGGUUUCCCUAUGUGUUCAACAGAGUCUCUCAAUAUCAAGACUGGAUCAACUCUCACAUAUCCAAUGAAAAGCCUGGAUUUGUUACAGUCCCCUAUUCCACUCCAACUCCUGAUCCCAUUCCCACUCCUGAUCCCAAUCCCACUCUUUAUUGUCCUGAUAUCUUCAGUGGAAGUUCACCCAUUCAGUUAUUUCCUCUUUCCCUCACAUUCUUCAUCUUCUCUCUCAUCUUCUGUCUCUUUAUUUAA